Messenger RNA from Lytechinus variegatus (green sea urchin), 4166 nucleotides. RefSeq names its product zinc transporter 9-like. Gene Ontology annotation, cellular component: nucleus; membrane. The coding region runs from base 135 to 1940 and encodes 601 amino acids. The transcript has 15 exons. Gene Ontology annotation, biological process: transmembrane transport; positive regulation of transcription by RNA polymerase II; zinc ion transport. The record is from RefSeq and is a predicted model, not a curated record. NCBI's taxonomy places the organism in Eukaryota, Metazoa, Echinodermata, Echinoidea, Temnopleuroida, Toxopneustidae. Gene Ontology annotation, molecular function: monoatomic cation transmembrane transporter activity.
ACGUCCGGCUCCGCGGCGGUGGUCGGUUUUCGGUUAUUCGGACAUUAAAUGCGAUUUCCGAAUCACCGAAUGUCAUGACUCAUGUGAUGAAUGUUUUAACGAGUUUUGAAUGAAUUUUACUCUAUUUUGACAAAAUGAUGCUUCGACGGAUUUCAAGUCGGUCGCCAUUCGCUUUACUUUGCAGCAAAGCUUACAUGGACAGCAGCAUACAUCAUGUUUUAAAUCCAGUAUGUAGACAUAUUACGACAAGCAUCUCUUCAAAACUACAUCCAACUCGAAGGGAAAUGAGGUCUGUCACAAGGAGAGCCAGCCAGCUCCUCCAUCAUGUUCAGUCCAACAAAAUAUCCCAUGCCAGAACUUUAAGCUCAAAAAACGAUGGUGAAAAAGGAGAAGCCUCGACUUCCCCCGGCGGAGAUGAAAAACCGUUUGUAGUGACGACUGUGAAGGGCAAGAAGGAGGCGGAACCGGUGGUGAAGGCUUCGGAAGGAGCAGACCUGCCGUCUGAUUCAAAGGAAGCCAAGUCAUCUGCAGCCGAGCGUCUUGCAAACCUAUCCAAGGCAUUGUCAUCGUACAAGGAAAGAAGAAGGAAAGUGGAUUACUCCAAGAAAUACACAGACAACAACACCAUCACAGCCGUCAGGGCUAUGAGUGACUACUUACUGAAAUCGAGUGAUCUGGAGCAGCUGAGGAAGACAGUGAGGAGAAGCCCUUAUGAUCAGGAAUCAAGUGAAAGGAACAUGAUGGUGUAUCUCCGAUCUGAUGUAGAACAAAAGGCUAUUGAGGUUUGGGGGAGUAUGGAAGCACUUGAAAUGGAGAAGAAGAAGAGGAGAGACAGAGAGGCUGUAUAUAAAGAACAUUUGUUCCUGCUCAAGAGAGCAAUGAGGGAAUACGACUCUUUCUUUAGCCCCAAAGAGCCAACACCAUCAAUCUUUGAGGGUCCCGGCCAGGUUGUCCUGUCAGCAAUAGCCAUCAACACAGGUAACUUUGUGUUCAAGUUGAUGGCAUGGUUGUACUCUGGUUCAUCCAGUAUGUUCUCGGAAGCAAUCCACUCCUUAGCAGAUGUGUGCAAUCAAUGCAUUCUUGCCUUGGGUAUCCAUCAAUCUAUCAAGAAACCAUCAAGGGAUCAUCCGUAUGGGUUCAGCAACAUGCGUCACAUCUCAUCUCUGAUCAGUGGUGUGGGUAUCUUCUGUGUGGGAGCUGGUCUCUCCUUUUAUCACGGUAUUACAGGGUUAUUGCACCCUGAGCCUAUAGAAUCACUCAUCUGGUCCUACUGUAUUCUGGGAGGUGCUCUGCUUACGGAAGGAGCAACGCUAGCUAUUGCCAUCAAUGCUAUCAGGAAAGGAUCUACAGCCAGGAAAAUGAAGUUUUGGGAUUAUGUUUGGAGGGCUAGAGAUCCCAGUGUCAACGUGGUGUUCAUGGAAGACACUGCAGCUGUCAUUGGUGUGCUAAUCGCUGGGAGCUGUAUGGGCCUGACCUCGCUGACAGGGAACCCGAUGUAUGACUCGCUAGGAGCUAUAGGAGUCGGGACUCUACUAGGUGCUGUAUCUGGUUUCCUCAUCUACACAAACACCAUGGCCCUCACUGGCCGGUCAAUCCCAGAUGACCAGCUACUCAGACUCAGUGAGGUUAUGGAGAAUGAUGUCAUGGUCAGAGGAGUAUAUGAUGUGAAGGCAACGGACAUGGGUGUGAAUACAAUAAGAUUCAAAGCAGAGCUGGACAUUGAUGGCGCAGAGCUCACAAGAUCAUACCUUGACACGCAGGACCUGGAAGUUCUUCUUAAGGAAAUCCAGAGCUUUCAGAAUCUAGAGGACGUGGAGUCUUUCAUGCUGAAGCACGGUGAGAGGAUCAUUGAUCAGCUUGGUGCAGAGGUUGACAGGAUAGAAAAACUUAUCAAGGCAACAGAACCUGAGGUAAGGCAUGUGGACCUUGAGAUUCUCUAAGACCAUGCCUCUGCAGGAUGUUCCUCUUCUUUCAUUGUGGCAUCUCAAGACUAUGACCAAUUGAUCUAGUUCUUGUUUCCUGUGACCUGUGAGUCUUGAGGAGUUCUGGUAAGAUCACACUCCUUUAGUUCCUCUUCCUUCAUCGCAUCCAAGGACUGUGACCAAUGGAUCUUCUAGUUUCCUGUGACCUGUGAGUCUGUGAGUUUUGGUAGGAGUCCAUGAUAACAUGUCAUUCUCCACUUAUAUGUUUUUGAUAAAAGUUGCAUGAAAGAACUCGGACCAAUGGAUCCAGAAGUUCCUUUGACCAGUGAGUCUUGAGGAGUUCAGAUAGGAGUCAGUGACCACAAGUCAUUACUCACUUUCUGUUUUGGAUCAGAUUUACAUAGGUUGUCACACUGAGUCCAUGUCCUCUCAGCAGGACCUUCCAAUGGUCAGGGUGGUAUGUCAUAUGUAUAGUACCCGAGAAAUUGACUGGAAUAUAGCAAUGAUGGUCCGUCCCCAGGUUAGUCCACAAUAGCUGGUAGAAUGCUUUCUAGGAAGGGAGAUGCAGGGGUGUGGUGCCACUUUAUAUCAGGCAGAACUCUGAAUCGAGGCACUUGUAGCUGAUUUCUCCGGUUAUGUGCAUGUAGAUGGCAUUUUGUGUUUACAAAGUAAAUCACUGUUGGGCUUAAAGAGGUUUCCUGAUCAAUCAUAAGGGAUAUCAAUGUGAGGUAACGAAGGUUAAAAGACCACCAUCUUGUCUCUCGUUAAGAGUUUUUAUAUCAAGUGAGUUACGGGAUGAUUGAUAGAAACAUGCAAUAGGGAUGGUUAGGCGAACUCUCUUAAAUCGAUUAGAAACACCGGUUAUGUCAGGGGUAUGGCAAUCCCCAAGAAAUUCCAUUGGUAUGCAUUGUAGGUGAGAAAUAAAUGGAUGGUGGUCCAUCAAGGGAAAGGUCAGAUAUUGAUAAGGGUAGAGAAUUGCCUGUAGGAAGUCAUCCAUGAGAAUACAGAUUCAAAGCCUGUCAUUGCCAAAUUUAAAAGAUUUCAGACAGACAUUCUUCAGAAUAAUUAAUAACAUGAGCAAGAUAAAUGUUCUCUGUUAUUCAGUAGUUAUCUUGUGCUUCCCUCCAAAAUUGCUGCAUCUCAUGUUAUUGUAGGUUCCUACAAUGACUAAGGCAACCAAGGUAAUCAAGGUUGUCAGUUUAGCACUUGAUAAAUGUGUUAAUGUUGCCUGCACGAUGAACAAACAUUUAUCAAUUAAAAAUGCACAUGCAAAUGAAUAGCCUUUAAAAAAGACACGAACAUGAUAAUGUUUAUCACUCUUAUGAUUACACUGUAGCACAAUUUCCAGCCUUUUGCAUAUUGAAUAAUUUUCAAAGUGUGGUGUUAUUUCCUGGUGUUGGUGUAAGGCUGAUAUUUCACACAGCAACAGGCCUGCAGUAGAGCUGAUGCUUGGACAAACCUCACAAGAGGUGUGUUACAUUCAAUUUGUCAUCUUAAAAAAAAGUUGGGGCUGAAAAUUAAAAUUUAUGGUGGAAACAAUUAUGCCUUUGACUUUAACAUCUAUAGAAGACAGUUCUGGCAAAAAAACUAUUGAAAUGAUAAUACUAUGUUUAAAAAAAAAUUCUGGUAAAAAAUAACACGAGUUAUCUCUGGUAAAAUUGUGUAUGCAAUAUGUCCCAAUAGUGUUCAGUUAUCACUGAUUAUUAUAGUGGUAUCACUUACUGUACACCCUUAUCUGGUGAUGGAGCUGUAUAAAGACACCUUGACUCCAACACCAAUACAAACACCUUACUAGAAAUCAACAACAAUCUUUUAGCACAACCUUAUGAAUUACAGGUACAUGUAUUCAUAUUUUCAUCGGCUGAAGUCAAGUUGCCACUGCAUUGAAAUAUAUAUAUAUAUAUAUUUGAGAUAGAAAGUUAUGAUUAUGAUGCCCUGUCAGAACAAGCAUUUAAUGAAAGUAUGUUGCCAAGAAAUAUAAUUGGUAAAAUGACCAGAAAAAUAAUGAAUCCUAUGGUACAUGAUGAGUCAUAGUACAUGUAUUACAAGCUAACAUUCAUUCUUGAAGUUUUAAUUUGUUACAUGUAUGUGGCACAGUCACAUUUCCCCUACGGCGGCUGUACAGUGAGUCACAGGCAGUCGAUUAUGUUUACUCAAACCACCUACGUGGAGCGCUGUGGCCCAGUGGAUUAGUCUUUUGAUUUCGAAACAGAGGGUCGUAGGUUCGAAUCCCAGCCAUGGCGU